AGGAGAGAAGAGGGUCCAAGAGAGAACCCAGGGAAAUAGCUGCCCAAGCUAAGGAAGGGAAGUGGACAGUAAUGCCCCAAAGCAGACAGAAGGAGCUGUCCAGUGAGGAAACUGAGGCCCAGAGGACAGACACAGCUAAGAAAGCUUUGAGGCUGGAAGCUGAGCCCGGUCUCUCCUUCUACCUCUGCACCUCCUGCACCUCCCACCCUGGCAGUAGGACCCCUGCAUCCCUCCCUCUAGACAGCCUGCGGCAGAGGCCUCCCCUGGGUACCUUUCUGGACAUGGAGAAGGCACAGAGGCUGCUGCUGCUGCUGCUCGGGGUGGGCAUAACCCCCAGCAGUGGCUCUGAGCUAAGAGACAGAACCCAUGCUCUCAUGAAAGCCUACCCACUUAUCGAUGGCCAUAAUGACUUACCAGGAAUCCUGAGAUGGUUUCAUCAGAAUAGACUCCAAGGCCUCAACUUGAGAACCUUCAACAAAAGUCAGACCAGCAUUCAGAAGCUUCAAGCAGGGAUGGUGGGAGCCCAGUUCUGGUCAGCCUAUGUCCCCUGCCAGACUCAGGACAAGGAUGCUUUGCGCCUAACCCUGGAGCAGAUUGAUAUCAUCAAACGGAUGUGCAAUGCUUAUGAGGAGCUGGAGUUUGUGAGCUCGGCGCAAGAGCUUAAGGAGAGCCGGAAGCUGGCUUGCCUGAUUGGGGUGGAAGGGGGCCACUCCAUGGAUGGAAGCCUGGCCGUCUUGCGGGCAUUCUAUGACCUCGGAGUGCGCUAUAUGACUUUGACACAUUUCUGUAACACACCGUGGGCGGAGAGCUCCACCAAGGGUCUGCAUCACUCUUACCCAUAUAUUAGGGGACUCAAUACUUUUGGUGAGCAAGUGAUACUGGAAAUGAACCGUCUGGGCAUGAUGGUGGACCUGUCCCAUACAUCAGAUGCCACGGCCAAAAGGGCGAUGAUUGUGUCUCAGGCUCCGGUGAUCUUCUCGCACUCAUCUGCCUUCUCAGUGUGCAACUACACUAGGAAUGUGCCAGACACCCUCCUGAAGCAGUUGAAAAAGAAUGGCGGCAUUGUGAUGGUGACCUUCUCUGUAGGCGUGAUUCAGUGUGAACUGUUGGCCAACAUCUCCACAGUAGCAGAUCACUUUGACCACAUAAAGAAGGUCAUAGGAGCCGAGUACAUGGGGAUUGGAGGAGACUAUGAUGGUGUCGGCAAGUUUCCACAAGGCCUGGAAGAUGUCUCCAAAUACCCCGCUUUGAUUGCGGAGCUGGUGAGGCGGGGCUGGAGCGAGAAGGAACUGCAGGGUCUGCUUCGGGACAACCUCCUGAGAGUGUUUCAGAAAGUGGAACAGGUUCGGCAAGAAAGCAAGUCAAAGAGUCCCAAUGAAGACGUGAUCUCUGAAAUAGGACUGGAUAAUCAGUGCCGCUCAUCUUUCCAGCAGCUGGCAUCACUGAAGCCACGUCAGAGCGGGCAAGCCUUCCUGCGCCCAGCCCUGCACCUCACCACCUUCGCCCUGCUCCUCAUGUCCUCAGUGGGGCAGCUCUUCCCCUGAGAUGGAAGGUUGGGUAGAUCAGUGCCUAUCUCAGAACAGAUCUAGAGUUCUCAAUUUGGGCCCUUGGGAGAUGGACCCCAGCCUGGUUCAGGGGGACAGCCAUGUCCUCCCCUUCCCCUCUGGUACCCCUCUGCUCCCUGGCUAGGCUACUGACCUCAUUUAAGCAGCAGAGAGGCCUGUCAGGCAUUGGCUCCCAACCUGCAGCCUUCCUUUCCAAUGGUCGGUUAAGUUUCCAGUGGUUCUUCCUGAGAAUCAGACUCCCCUGGGAAUCAGUGGUGGAGGUGGGGAGGAUGGUAAUGAUGGUCCAGGCCCAAGCAGCUCUUAGAUUAGGCUGCAAAUCACUCUCCCAACUGCUCCAGGCUCAGGCCCAAAUCCCUCUCUUGUUACCAUAUUAUUUCUGGUAGGACUUGUGAUUAGUAACCCCCUUUGCUUGAGGAGCCAGAGAUGCAGCUCUGUUUCCCCCUCAAUGUAAGAUCCAGCUCAGCAGAACCUCUGAUGAGGGGAAACCGGACCUUGUCUGCCCUCUCUGCUUCCUGCCCCCAACUAGGAGAGGACGUCUCUAGGCCAGUCAUUCAGGCAGGAGAGCCAGCAAGUGAUGGGGCCAUACAGGACUGGAGCCUCAAGUUCUGACCUUCUCUGAACUGACUCGGAUGCCUCUGGAGCCUUGGACCAUUCAUCUUCAAUUUAUGGUUCAGUGAAAUCUUAUCCCAUUAACAUUCGCUUUCUGCUUGGAGGGAAAGGCCUGGCUCUCUUUAAGCCCCAAAUUUAGCAUCAUAGCAUCUUAUUAGUAGUCCGUGUCUUUUGGCUUGCUGUUCCCCCUCUCCCUCCCUUUUCCCGUCUGACGUUUCCGUCAUUUCUAGACCCUUAUUCUGAAUUUCAAUGAGAAAAUUUCUAAAUUUUCCCCUGGAAAGGCUGCUAGGAUUAGAUAUGGCAUUGACUUCUACCCAACAACACUUACCCACUAGCCUAGGUCAAAUGAGUACAAAUAAACAUUAGAAAUAACUUGAAAA
This is a messenger RNA of Vombatus ursinus (common wombat), 2554 nucleotides long. RefSeq names its product dipeptidase 2-like. The transcript is spliced from 12 exons. NCBI's taxonomy places the organism in Eukaryota, Metazoa, Chordata, Mammalia, Diprotodontia, Vombatidae. Bases 72 to 1544 code for a protein of 490 amino acids. Gene Ontology annotation, molecular function: metallodipeptidase activity. Gene Ontology annotation, biological process: proteolysis. The record is from RefSeq and is a predicted model, not a curated record.